UUUGUAAAAUUAAAUCUACUUCUUUUGACUUGUAGAAGAUCGCCCUGCUCCAAAAUCUUACAAUGUGAAAUACAGACUGAGAAACCCACCCCCGCCUACAUAUAUGGUUGGAAACCACUUGCACACGGCGGAGAGGCUUCAUGACAGACGGAGAAGAGUUUGUCAGCACUGUCGUAUGACCGGAGUCACCACCAGCAGUGGGCAUGGGGUCGAAACCAGCUGGUUUUGUUCCACCUGUGAUAUGCCACUCUGUGUCAACCAUAGGAACUGCUGGAACAAUUUUCACGAAAAACUCAAUAUUCAGUAACUGCCCAGAAAAAGAAGAACGAUAAAAGAUUGGUUGAUGAGAACAUGCUGUCUGGUGACCCAGCGUAUUUGAUGUAUGAAAUCCCUGUUGCUUCUGAAGAACAGAUUAAUUCUUCUAAAAUUCCCAACGAAGGAAGCACAAAUGAUAUUGUAUGGAACACAAAUGAUUGCGAGUGGAAAAUAACAUCAGCUUACACGCUGAGUCAACCUACUGUCCUUGAGAAUAAUGCAGAAAAUGGUUAUAAAGUGGUAGACAUGGUAGACGUGGUAGAGAAAGCUGUAUCUGCCGCAUAUAAGACAAAACCUGAGAAAAUUCGGUCCAAAAGCAAGGAAAUAAAAUCGAUCAGAAAACCACAAAAUGAUACUGUGAAAAGGUCAGUUUCUGAUAAAGCGCGCAGAGAUGUCAGUCUUAAGACACAGAAAGGAGCAACAAAGGUAUCACAAACAAUUUCUUCAAAUCAAGCUAAAAGUGUUCAAAUGCAGCAUAAAAAAGCGCAGCUAAAGGUUGACAAAAUAAAGGGCGUUUGUACGAAAGGAAAUGCAGCAUCUUCUACAAUUUCAGAGAGGCGAAUGUUAAAAACAUCAAUAAAUAAUUCAGAAAAAAUGAAAUUACAAGAUAAAACAGUUAGGCCAAAAAUUCGACAAGGUUUAUACCGUUAUGACUUCAGAACUUUCAAACGAAAUGGAAAACGAAGUACUAAAAGAAAAGAAAGUAUGCCCAUGUCUUCUCACUAUAGAAUAAGCAAGAUGAACCAACCAAGUUCCGUACAAACAGGGAAAAGCAAGCCUAAAACCAUUGAUUUGAACACGCAACUUGUUCAGUCUGAUUCCAAUGUCGAACUUGUUCAGCGUCAGUUAAACACCAAAGAUGUUCAGACAGAUUUCGAUGAAAAUGAAAGCACAGUAUCAGAACCUGCCAUUAAUGAGACCAUGAAAACAGCACAAACAAAUAAAUAUGAAACAACAAAGCCAAAGAUAGGAAUACAGAUUGCUUAUCCCUCGCAUUGUUUGUCGUACCAAGAAAGGAAAGGGAAGUGUACAUAUUGCCUAAACAACCCAGACACAGAAACGAAAAUUGAACCUAUCAACACAAAGUGCAAAAUCUGUAAUGUCUACCUCUGUAAAAGUAUCUGGAGGAAAGGUGGACGAUCUUGCUUUGAACGGUACCAUAAGGAAAGAGCAAAGAUUAUCACUGAGUCGGUGGUAGGUCAUCCUCCGAACAAAGAGGAGAUCAAGUCUACUCACUACCCUGUGAAUAUAAGUAUUCAAGAGGAUAGUAGAAGGAAAAAGGUCUGUGAAAUCUGCUAUGCAGAAAAAAUGGACCGAAAGACAGAAGGAUCCACCCUCACUGGUUACAAAUGCAGCAUCUGUACUGUGGGGUUAUGUGCUAGGCACAAAGACUGCUUUCAGAUAUAUCAUAACAAUCUUUUUGAGAUGGACCAAGGUUCCUGAAAGCUUUGACUAGAAACUUUGAAUCUUUUCCUUUAAAAGUACAAAUGUACUUCCAAUCACUAUCAACCAGUUGUGAUGUCUGUACAGUUGGAACUUGUGCUGGGAUAAAUUUAUUUUUAUAACUGUGUCUACUAUUUGUUUAAAUAUACCCGGAUGUUUCAUUGGGGAAACUUUAUUCUCAAACAAUGGACCAAAGAUCAAAUAUUUUUGUUGAUGGAUAUCUUUAAGAUGUACAAGUUACAUUAUUUUGAAGGAUAUUGGUGUAUAUUUGUGCAGAAUUUAGUUUUACGUUGCCUACGUUGCAAAGUAGUGACUGUUUCCAUAAACAUGUAGUGUCGUUCUUGUUGUACCAAAAAGAAAUGGAAUUAAAAAUACUUCAAAAUAUAUGCAUUAUUGAUAUAGUGUUUGGGAUCAGCUGGUUCGUUAUUAUAUUCA
Molecule: messenger RNA, 2193 nt
Organism: Saccostrea cuccullata (small rock oyster)
Lineage: Eukaryota; Metazoa; Mollusca; Bivalvia; Ostreida; Ostreidae
Exons: 2
Coding region: 352-1758 (468 amino acids)
Source: RefSeq, a predicted model, not a curated record